Molecule: messenger RNA, 1200 nt
Organism: Cryptomeria japonica (Japanese cedar)
Lineage: Eukaryota; Viridiplantae; Streptophyta; Pinopsida; Cupressales; Cupressaceae
Product: peptide methionine sulfoxide reductase A3
Exons: 2
Coding region: 375-926 (183 amino acids)
Biological process (GO): cellular response to oxidative stress
Cellular component (GO): cytoplasm
Molecular function (GO): peptide-methionine (S)-S-oxide reductase activity
Source: RefSeq, a predicted model, not a curated record
CUGUCCUUGGAUGUUUUUGUUUCUUGUAAAAUUUGCGAUUACAAAAUCAACUUGUUUGAAAUUCACUUAAGCUCUAUAGAUUGAAUAUGCACCUUAUCCGUUGGGAUAUGUUUUUGUUUUUUUUGCUUUUUUCUCAACUCUGUAAAAUUUGCGAAUACAAAAUCAACUUGAUUCGCGAAUGUUCCCGUUGACAUUCCUUCAGUCUUGCUCCUUCGGUUUUGGUUACUUGUAUUAAUCAUUUCCCCAUAGCGAGGAGAAGAUACUUCUAAGACCUUACAUAUAGGAAUCAAAUUCUUAGCCAGGAGACCUCAGUUAAAUUCAAUUACGCCCACUUUGCCCUGGCAUAAUCUGACAAACACAAGGGAUUUUACAGAAUGGAAGCAGCUAAUGGUCCUGAUACAGAUUUGUCUGCACCGGGUAACCAGUUUGCACAGUUUGGGGCAGGAUGUUUCUGGGGAGUAGAGCUUACUUUUCAGAGAAUCCAUGGAGUCACCAAGACAGAGGUUGGAUAUUCUCAGGGGACUGUCAACAACCCCACUUAUGAAGCUGUGUGCAGUGGCAACACUAACCACUCUGAAAUUGUGAGGGUUCAAUAUGAUCCAAAUCAGUGUAGCUACGAGACCUUGUUGGAUGUCUUUUGGGGUCGUCAUGAUCCCACUACUCUCAAUCGUCAGGGCAAUGAUGUGGGCACUCAGUAUAGAUCUGGUAUAUAUUACUAUUCGCCUGAGCAGGAGAGAGCUGCCAGAGAAUCAAUGGAAACGCACCAAAACACUGUCAGUCAAAACAUUGUGACAGAAAUCCUGCCAGCCAAAAAGUUCUACAGAGCAGAGGAAUACCAUCAGCAAUAUCUCGAAAAGGGUGGUCGUUUUCAUUCCAAACAAUCUGGAGCUAAAGGUUGCACUGAUCCCAUUAGAUGCUAUGGUUGAAACCAAGCCAAUGAAAGCCUAUUGAAUUUCUCUCAACUAAGAAUAAGAUGUGUGCUGAUGCAAAAUAUUCAGUCUAAUAUUAGCUUAUAUGAUGUUAGAACGUGCCUUGUUAGGCAAGUGUGAUUGAAGUAGAAAAUAAUUUUUUCAGUCAUGACAAUGCAAAAGGUGUCAUCUCUACAAAAUCUGAUACGAUAUUAGAAUUAUGAUUUUAUUUGUUUUGUUGUUCAAAUAAUGUGCAAGGCAUCUUUUGAAUUUAUGCUUUAAAUUUACCUCA